Messenger RNA from Dictyostelium purpureum, 1050 nucleotides. RefSeq lists its product as uncharacterized. The record is from RefSeq and is a predicted model, not a curated record. NCBI's taxonomy places the organism in Eukaryota, Evosea, Eumycetozoa, Dictyosteliales, Dictyosteliaceae. Bases 1 to 1050 code for a protein of 349 amino acids. Gene Ontology annotation, molecular function: N-acylphosphatidylethanolamine-specific phospholipase D activity; zinc ion binding. Gene Ontology annotation, cellular component: cytoplasm. The transcript has 4 exons.
AUGGAACCAAUAAAUAAUAGUGUUGAAGAAUUUGAAAGAAUUAAAUCAAAAUUAGUUAAUGGAAGAUAUGAAAACCCAUUCGGACACAUUGUAUCAACAUCAGAAGUAUUUAGUUGGUUUAGAAAACGUAGACAAUUCCAUCCAAUUAAACCAUUAACAGAACAUGAAAAAACUGUAUUACAUCCAGUUUUAAAACCAGAUUUUCAACUUUUAUCAUCUGAAUACAAUCAUGAAACUACAAUUAGAUCGACUUGGAUUGGCCAUAGUACCGUAUUGGUCCAAAUAGAGGGUUAUAAUUUCUUAACUGAUCCAGUUUGGUCAGAAAGAUGCACACCAUUUCCUUCGCUUCCUUUAGGUCCUGCCCGUUAUACCAAACCAGCAUGUAAAAUUUCAGAAUUACCAAAAAUUGAUUUUGUAGUUAUUAGUCAUACACAUUAUGAUCAUUUAGACCAUAAUUCAGUUUGUGAAAUCAAUAAAAUUUUUAAACCAAAAUUCUUUGUUCCAUUUGGUAUGAAACAAUGGUUUUUAGAUUCAGGUAUUACAGAUGUCGAAGAGUUAGAUUGGUGGCAAGAAACCACAUUCAAAGAUAAUUUAAAAUUAAUUUAUACACCAGUUAAUCAUAGUUCACAAAGAGGUUUACUCGAUAAAAACAAAACACUAUGGGGUGGAUGGAUUGUUAAAGGAAAACAUCAAUCAUUUUAUUUUGCAGGUGAUACAGCUUAUAACGAUAAAUUAUUCAAGGUUAUUGGACAUCACUAUGGACCAUUCAAUUUUGCAUUGAUUCCAAUUGGUGCCUAUGAUAUGGUUAGAGAAUUUAUGAGACACAAUCACAUCGAUCCAGAAGAAGCAGUACGUAUUCAUAAAGAAAUUAAAUCAAAACGUUCAUUCGGUGUUCAUUGGGGCACAUUCAUAUUGACAUGUGAACCGCUAUUAGAGCCACCAAAGAAAUUAUAUGAAGAAUCUCAAAAGCAAGGUUUAAAAGAAAAUGAAUUUUUCGUUUCAAAGAUUGGUGAAACAAAUAUCCAAAGUGAAAAUUUUAAAGAGUUAUAG